GCUUUCUUUAGCAACAGCCGUGGUGUGGAGCCUGUGAUCGACCCAGCGAGGCGUUGCACUGCGCAUCCAGCGCUUGUUUCAAUCUCCCUCCCUCUCCUCUCGCUCCUGUUUCUUUCAUGUCUCACUGCCUGCCUGCUUUCGUUUUCCCACUGCUGUUGAAUUGACAUGACCUGAAUUUACUCUACUUUCCCCCUCUUGCAGGCUCAAGAGUGUUAUCCUUUUGCUUGUUGCUGUCAGCGGGUUGUCGUCAGCUCGUUAUCAAUCAAUAAACAAUUACAAUUGAUAAGUGCACGCCUACUGCGGCCUCAACACAAUCGAUACCACCCAUCAUGCGCACCACAGCAUCAGUCAAGCCCUCGCACUACCCAGCGAUCCCCUUUCACCUCAUUCGCGCGACGGGCCUCAUCUCGACCUUCAUCGUAGGCAUCAUCCUCGCCGUGUUCAUCACCAAUCUCCACAGCCAUGGGUACAAACUGCCCUGGGCCUUCCUGGUCCUCCUAAUCGCUACUGUCCUCACGCUCCUGAACUACAUCCUCACAACCCUAACGCACUGCUUCUACGGUCUCUCGCCGCGCCUCUCCCUAACAACUAACACGACCACCCUCCUCCUCUGGCUCAUCGCCCUCGGCCUCCUAAGCUACAGCCUGUCGCACACGAUCCUGACCAGCUGCACGACAACCUACUGGGGCACGUCGACGGGGAUCAACGUCUGCCGGAUUUACAAGGCGCUGUUCGCCUUCACGAUCCUAGCGACAGCCGCGCACAUCGCCGCCGUGACCCUGGACGUGAUCGUCCACAAGCGCCAGACUCGACUGGGCGAAUACGACCCCAUGGCCAGCAACGCCGCUCUCAACGACUACAAGAUGCACAACCGCGGCAGCAGCGCCAUGUCCGGCGGCAUGGGGCCCUACCACCCGGACGACAUGUACGCGCAGCAGCAGCAUCCCCCGCAGCAAGCUCCGUACGGCUACCCCGCCAGACACGAAGCCUAUCACGACGCGCCGGGGAAUAUGUCGGGCGGGUACAUGGCGCCGCCCCCGUCAUACGGCGGGCUGGGCAACCACGCCACUGCGACGGCGGCGGAUGAGGAUUACCAUGCGCACGGGAUGGGACCGUACGGCGACGACGCCCCCGCGGAGGGCGAUCUCGGGGCCCAACACCAGGUGCCUCGGGUGAGGUACAGCGCGUAUGGAGCGUCGGCGGCCGGGUAUACCCGUCCUGCGGAGCAGACGGGGUAUGAUGCCGGGGCGUAUCGGUAGACCACUUCACUGUGCUCAUGAACAAACGGUUGUUUGCUUUCCAUGUAACCUCGGGGCUGCGCUGUUGUUCUCCUGGAAGUGCGCACAUGCUUGCUCGACCACAGAAUUACUCGCGCAUUUUGUUAGCGCCAUACACUUCCAGUCUAUGGAUCUCAUGUGUUACGACCUUACAAUGUACAAGAUUAUCUAUCUGAAUCGAUC
Messenger RNA from Aspergillus homomorphus CBS 101889, 1460 nucleotides. RefSeq lists its product as uncharacterized. The transcript is spliced from 2 exons. Bases 330 to 1259 code for a protein of 309 amino acids. The record is from RefSeq and is a predicted model, not a curated record. Lineage: Eukaryota; Fungi; Ascomycota; Eurotiomycetes; Eurotiales; Aspergillaceae.